GUCAGGGGUGAAAUUGACCGAGAUACGGGUGGAAAGCUUCCUAGAGGAAACGUAAAUAAAAUGCCAAUAUUGAAAUGGGACUGCCAACUGGAGAAAGUAGCUGAGGAUGCUAUGGCAAAUGGCACAGUCAAAACCGACCACCUACCCUAUGGUGCUCUUGAGGGAAUUCAAGAACUGUCUUCAUUCUACGUAAUGGACUACGAAUACGAAGUGGACUUUGAGGAAACAUUGGAAAAAUGGUGGGAAGCAGCCGGACAGAUGGGGGACAACAAAGAGCUAGAUGAUGAACCAAACCAUUUCACCACAAGAUUCGAGAACUUUGCAACUAUGGCUUACAACAAAGUCACCAAGAUUGGCUGUACUUCCAGAAGAUCACCUAGGCAAUGUUUAGCUGUCAACGUAUGCAUCUUGGAUGCGAAAAUUCGGUUCUACCAGAAAAUCUACGAGUAA
Molecule: messenger RNA, 450 nt
Organism: Cylicostephanus goldi
Lineage: Eukaryota; Metazoa; Nematoda; Chromadorea; Rhabditida; Strongylidae
Source: the annotation of a GenBank genome assembly